Molecule: messenger RNA, 1025 nt
Organism: Dermacentor andersoni
Lineage: Eukaryota; Metazoa; Arthropoda; Arachnida; Ixodida; Ixodidae
Source: RefSeq, a predicted model, not a curated record
GUCACCAGCACUUUUCAUCUGCUCCUGCAUUUCUACCGCUAUUUUCUGGAGUUCAACAGUCUUAUGUCGUCUUCAAUGAAGAAGAGUACCGAGGGCAGCCAGCUGAGCAACCACGCUGUCGCUGCUCGCCCACGAAAGGAGGACAACCUGCCCACCACAGCGGCCAACACCACGGCCACUGCGGGCCACACGGCAAGCCCCAAGAGCACAGCUCCAGAGAAAAUUGGGGCCAUCGUUGGCCGCAAGAAAAGACGCCACCAUCGCAAGAACAACAAAUCCCAGCCAGCACCGUCGCAGGGCUCAAUUUCGUGCCCUUCCGUGAUGCCAGCCUCAGUGACCAACGUGGCGACGUGCCAGGUGACGACACCAGUCAUCACGCCUGAGGAGGCCAAGACAGCGGGCAAACCGGACGUACCAUCCUGCACUGUGGAAUAUAAAGGAGCGGCUGCCCCCGACAUUGAACGAAAGCCGGAUGAAGUGGGACCAGCGCCAACGACGAGCUCUAAGGCGCUGACAGACUAUGCUUUGACUGCUGCUCCAGGGCAGCCACUACCACAGAAGCAGGCGCAUUCCCAAGUCGGCGAUAUCUACGAGGCACUUGGGACGCUGUCUCUUUCUCCGCCGAAGAAAGCCACCCGACAGGAUUCGCUGAAUCCCUUAACCACGUUGCUCGACGUUCGCGCUGAUCCAUCAUCUUCCGAGAAUCGGCCUGCCCGUGCGGCUGCUCUCAAAAACUCGAGAUGGCCGUUCGACAUGAAAGUGGUGGUAAUCGUGGUGCUGACCACGAUCAUUCUGGCCUCCGCCUUCUUUGUGUACAAGACGCCUAAGCGACAACGUCAGAGGAUCUGUCCAACCGACGACUGCGAGCACCAUCGGUCACCUCGGACCAAGCCAAAGAGGACGAACUACAAUUCCUAGACCUUAGACAAUGUUUUUUAGACGACCAUGUCUGCUGCGAAUAUUUACCCCACUCUGUCAAGCCCCUGUUGAACUUUAGUCCAGGUCAUACCAAAAUAAAAGUUAAA